Molecule: messenger RNA, 1699 nt
Organism: Hydra vulgaris (swiftwater hydra)
Lineage: Eukaryota; Metazoa; Cnidaria; Hydrozoa; Anthoathecata; Hydridae
Product: tetratricopeptide repeat protein 28-like
Cellular component (GO): kinesin complex
Molecular function (GO): protein binding
Source: RefSeq, a predicted model, not a curated record
AUGGAAAAACUGAUUCAUCAAGAUAAACCUGAUACUAGUGUUGCCGAUAGUUUACAAAAUCUCGGAAUGUUGUUUAAACUUGUUGGAAAACAUGAUUUAGCAAUUAAGUAUUUCGAGGAGAGUUUAAAAAUGAAAAAAUUAAUCUAUAAAGAUGAACAUCAUUCUAGUUAUUCUAUUACUUUAAAUUUGCUUGGAUUUGUUUAUGCUGAUACAGGUGACUAUGAUCAAGCAAUAAACUACGCUAUGCAAAACUUAAACUUAAACAAACUAGUUUAUAAAAACCAACCUCAUCCUGAUGUUGUUGAUUGUUUAAAUAAUCUUGGAUUAAUUUACAGUGAUAAAAAACAUUAUGAUCAAGCAAUUAACUGCUUUGAGCAGAGUCUGGCAAUGAAUAAACUUAUAUACCAUGAUAAACCUCACCCUAGUGUUGUUACUAUUUUAAAUUCUCUAGGAUAUAUGUAUAAAAAUAAAACCAAAUAUCAUCAGGCAAUUAAGUAUUAUGAGGAAAGCCUAGCGAUGGAAAAAUUGAUUCAUCAAGAUAAACCUUACCUUAGUGUUGCUGAUACUUUACAAAAUCUUGGAAUGUUGUAUAAACUUGUAAGAAAAUAUGAUUUGGCAAUUAAAUAUUGCGAGGAAGGCCUUAAAGUGAAAAAGUUUAUUUAUAAAGAUGAACAUCAUCCAAGUUACUCUAGUUCUUUAAUUUUUCUUGGAUUAGUCUAUGCUGAUACAGGUGAUUAUGAUCAAGCGAUCAACUACACUACGCAAAACCUAAAUUUAAACAAACUAAUUCAUCAAAAUCAACCUCAUCCUGAUGUUGCUGAUAGUUUAAAUAAUCUUGGUUUAAUUUACUACGAUAAAGGGCAAUAUGAUCAAGCAAUUAACUGCUAUGAGCAGAGUCUAGCAAUGAAUAAACUUAUCUACCAAGAUAAACCUCACCCUAGUGUUGCUUAUUCUUUCAAUAGUCUUGGGUUACUUUAUAUUAGUAUUGGAAAGUAUGAUCAGGCAGUUAAUUACUGUCAGGAAAGCCUUAAAAUUUAUAAACUAGUCUACCAAAAUGAACAACAUCCAGAUGUCGCUCAUUCUUUAUACAAUUUAGGUAUAGCUUAUUUCUCUAAAGAAAACUAUGAUCAGGCAAUUCACUACUUUGAACAGAGCCUACAAAUGGAAAAGCUUAUAUAUAAAAAUCAACCUAAUCCUAGAACUGCUGAAAUUUUACAUAACCUUGGGUUAAUUUAUGUUAAUAAAAAGCAAUAUAAAGAUGCCAUUAAUUUCUAUGAGCAAAGCCUAGACGUAAAAAAACUUAUCCUCCAGCACCAACCUCAUCCUAGUAUUGCUAUUUUGUUAAACAAUCUUGGAUUGGUUUAUGCUGACAUAGAGCAAUAUGACCAAGCAAUUAAAUACCAUCAGCAAGCUUUGCAAGUUAUACAAGUUUUUGAGAAUCAUCCUUAUACAGCUAAUAUAGAAAAAUGUUUUCAAAAAACAGAGGCAGCAUUUGUUGAAAAAUCUUCUUCAAAUCCGCAAGAGAUAACUUCAUUAAUGCUGCGUCAACGACAAUCAAGCCCGCAAGAGAUACCCUCAUUAAUGCUGCGUCAACAGCAAUCAAACCCGCAAGAGAUACCUUCAUUAAUUCUUCGUCAGUAGCAUUCAAGCUGGUCCGUUCAAUUUUUCUUUUUUAAAUAAUAAUUUUUAGUCCGUUCAA